Molecule: messenger RNA, 1623 nt
Organism: Penicillium verhagenii
Lineage: Eukaryota; Fungi; Ascomycota; Eurotiomycetes; Eurotiales; Aspergillaceae
Product: oxidoreductase, short-chain dehydrogenase/reductase family
Exons: 3
Coding region: 1-1623 (540 amino acids)
Source: RefSeq, a predicted model, not a curated record
AUGGACAGAGAGCACGAGCUUCUGUCCACCGACUCAUUCGGGGUUUGGUAUGGAAAUGAGCUGCUGGAUGGCUCUUUAUAUACCAUCGAUCGUGCCAAUGCAACCUACCACGAACCCCUUCCUAAAGACGCAUCACUCCCUACUCGCUCAAUUGCUCUCACCGGUACUUUAUCUCUCCACGAUUAUCGAAAGCAUCUCGCACUGGCUGCACAGUGCACCGACGAUCCCGUAGAUCGCUGUGAAAAGACUCUCCGCCGCAAAACGGCAACAAGCAAUUUGAACCGUCCAUCAGAGAUUGUUCCUGUUCACUACGCAGCAUCAACUACUUCAUCGGUGGCAUCAACUCCUCCACCGUUGUCACCAUCGUGUUCGCAUAGCAUUCUCUCUCUGCGAAGCGACCAAGACGAGGUCUCAGAAUCUGGUCAGCUGCAGUCUGGUGGGCAUCCUACACAGGGGCCACGAGUUGGGCUUGUCUCGGAGCAUCUGACCCGUCCUAGACCCAACAGGAAACGAUUGAAUACCUUUCGUGAGAAGCUUGAGGCGCGGGGACAGGCUCAAAAUUCGCCAUUGUCUCGCCCCCAGAAGUCUGAAUCCGACCCGAUGUUGGCCACCACCCACGCCACCAUCUCCCAUGGCGGGGCCUCCUUUGAGAUCCUGAACCCGCGAAAGUCCCUUGACUUUGCUCGCAUAGUCUCCUUCAUUGAAGAUGUCGAUAGUUGUUCCAUCUUCUCCGACCAAAUUAGGGAUUCCACGCUCUCUAGCUUCUCUAUAGAUCAGGGACUGGACCGGUCCUCCCUCUCCCAGUUUACAGAUGCCUCACUACCAUCCCAUUAUUCUUCACAAUCAUUAUACACCUCCUUGUCAUCGCCCUACUCCACGCCCAAGAGGCAAACGGCCGACAUCCCCUCAUCGUCACCCGGAGUGCACGACAAAACCCACUCAUUCUCCGAGUACCCUUCCAACGAAUACGACUCCUGGUCCUUUGAUCGGUAUGAUCCAAAACAACUAAACAACGACAUAGUCGGUGAAGAAUAUUCUCCACGACCACGCAUGACCUCCAUCUCAGAACGCCUCGAAGAAAGAGAAGAGGAACUAGCUUCCUACCCCUCCGACUCCACCAAGCGACCUUCAACAUCAUCAUCCUCCUCAUCUUCCCCACCAACCUACUACUCUGAGAGUGAAAUCGGCGAGCCGGGCUCCCCUGUCUACGCCAACGGCGAAUGGUCGCAGGUCGACGGCCGAGACCGAGGUAUCUUCCUCGAGCUCCCGCCAUCCCCAUCGUCUCCUUCUCCCUAUGACAUUGAAACGGAGAACGAGACUGAAAAUGAAAAUGACCCUCCCUCCCCAUACGACACCUACCUAGCCAACACAAUGUCUCCCGCUUACUCCCACCAUUACGAUCACGACCCCUAUGACCCAAUUUACUUUGAUCCCCAUGUACAAUCCGUGCUGGCCGCGGCCAAUGCUGAGACCAUGGGCCUCCGCGGGCACCCUGCUCGCGCGCUAGACGACUUGCAGCGGAGGUUUCAGAGCUCUGUUUCCCUGGCUGAGGGAGGCCGCAAAGGCGAUAAUUCCCAGCGCAAGCGACUGCGGAAGUUUUUCAGCUGGCGGUCUGGAAACUGA